GCCACAAAUGUUGGCUUCAGGCCUUUCUCAGGUAUUCUGCAGCAUCCUGAUGGCACAGUCUUGAAGCAAUUGCAGCCACCACCUCGGGGUCCCAGAGAACAAGAGUUUUACAACAAGGUUUUUGCUGCUGAUUGUUGUGACAGUGUUCUCCUUGAGCUGCGGAAAUACUUGCCAAAAUAUUUUGGCAUCUGGUCACCGCCUACUGCACCAAAUGAUCUCUACCUAAAACUGGAAGAUGUGACCUGUAAGUUUAAUAAGCCUUGCAUAAUGGAUGUGAAAAUAGGCCAGAAAAGUUAUGAUCCAUAUGCUUCAGCUGAGAAGAUUCACCAACAGGUCAGCAAGUACCCACUUAUGGAAGAGAUUGGGUUCUUGGUGCUUGGCAUGAGGGUUUACCAUGUCUGCACUGACAGUUAUGAGACUCAAAAUCAGCACUAUGGGCGAAGCUUAACAAAAGAAACUAUAAAAGAUGGAGUGUCCAGGUUUUUUCAUAAUGGAUCCAGUUUGAGAAAAGAUGCUAUUGCUGCCAGUAUUCAAAAGAUUGAAAAAAUCUUGGAGUGGUUUGAGAGCCAGGAGCAGCUCAACUUUUAUGCAAGUUCAUUGCUGUUUGUUUAUGAAGGUUCAUGUCAGCUGACAAACACAAGGUUGAGUGGUGGCACAUUGGUAGAAAAGAGAGUUAUGCCUAAGGGGCUGUUACCAGAUGGAGACAUACUGGAAUUUAAUAAUAAUAUUAAUGUAAUAAAUGCUACGGAGAAUGGAAAAAUAGAGGCCUCUGUUGGUAAAAGCUUCUCUAAAAUUUAUGCACUUCACAAAAAUGCAUACUCAAAGCGGCAUCACAGUCAGAUCUCACUAAAAGUUGAAAAUCUGGAGCAAGACAGUGUAUGGAAAAACACUUGCAUUUCCCAGGAACAUCUAAAUGGAAACGUUCUACCCCAACUGGAAAAGGUUUUCUGCCAUAUGUCUGCAGAGAUAAAGGAAAGUGCAGAUGUAGACAUCCGAAUGAUAGAUUUUGCUCACGUGUUCCCUAGCAACACAAAGGAUGAUGGCUACAUUUAUGGUCUGAAGAAUUUAAUUACUGUACUUCAAAACAUUUUAGAUAACUAAAUUCUUUGUUAUGGUUUUUAUUGGGGCCAAUGCUAAUGAAGAGCAACUACAUGAAGGAUUUCUGCACUUGUAUGCUGUAUAAUUGGGUUUGUAUUGUUCUAUAUUUUAUUUGUCUUUGUACUUUUGGUAGAAGGGUUUAACUUUUUAUAAUCUUACUCAGGAAAAUUAAUUGGUAGUUAGUUUUGAAAGAUAAAGAUACUUAGGAAAGGUAAGCAGAGGUGGUGGAUAAUUGAAUUAAUAUACUGAAACAUACAGAUGGGCCGAAUCAAAGGCAAAUUGUUAUCUAAUAAUUAAGGCUUGAGUUGGCUCUCCAUUACUGCUUUAUCUUUUAGAUUAUUUCUAUCCACUUUUAUCUUGACACUGAGCCAUAUUUGAAUUAACGGGUUUAGAUUAACUGAAAAACAAGAAAGGACGAGCUGAUGUUUUCAGUGUUGUCCUUGUAUGUUUACCGCAUUUUGAAAACUGGAUAAUCCCUAUUUUGAGAGAAAUUCCUGUUUAGAUUCUGUGUUCUUACUUGGCAACCAGCAUAUCAAGAGGUGCUUCUCUAUGAAAUGGCACAAUAUUGCUGUAUUCCUAAAAACUGGUCGAGGCUUCUGCUUUUUCAUGGAUAGGCUUUAAUGUACAUUCAUAGGCUACAGUGUAAUUCAUGUCAGAGUUGUUGAAAUGCUGGACUAGAAUCAUAAAACAAAGGGUUUAGUUUUAUGACUAGACUAGGAAAUCGUAUCUACUCUGUUUUAAAAAGAAAAAUCUAAAAACUCCAUCUUGUUUCUAAUAUAAAACUCUGAAGCCUGUUCAGAAGUAUGUCUUCUGAAACAUGCUAGAAAUUAUUUUCUGGAAGGAAUAUCUGACACUGUGAGUAAAUGGAGGGUUGGAGUGCUCCUUUCUUUUAACAAUAACUUAAGCAAAAUUUAACAAGAAUGAAAAAUUUAAAAGGCAAAUUUAAAGGGAACACUUCAUAUUGUGAUUUCCUAUUCAUAUUGUGAUUUCCUAUGGUUAUUUUAUGAGACGCUGGGCCUGGUGUGCGCACAUGUGUGGUGGUCUUUUUUUAGCAAGUGUCCAGAGUUCCACUGCAGAGUUGCCCCAGAUGGAAACUGAGUAAGCUCCAGGCAGGAACAGGAGUGUUUAGAAGUGAAAGAGAGAAUUCAGCUUGGAACCAGGAACACCUUCCUUCACUUCCAUGG
Alligator sinensis (Chinese alligator) is the source of this 2282-nucleotide messenger RNA. It is a transcript of the gene IPMK, whose product is annotated as inositol polyphosphate multikinase. Gene Ontology annotation, molecular function: inositol tetrakisphosphate kinase activity; inositol-1,4,5-trisphosphate 3-kinase activity. The record is from RefSeq and is a predicted model, not a curated record. Gene Ontology annotation, biological process: inositol phosphate biosynthetic process. Gene Ontology annotation, cellular component: cytoplasm; nucleus. The annotation marks the transcript as partial. The transcript is spliced from 6 exons. NCBI's taxonomy places the organism in Eukaryota, Metazoa, Chordata, Crocodylia, Alligatoridae.